Molecule: messenger RNA, 1200 nt
Organism: Alternaria arbusti
Lineage: Eukaryota; Fungi; Ascomycota; Dothideomycetes; Pleosporales; Pleosporaceae
Exons: 1
Coding region: 1-1200 (399 amino acids)
Source: RefSeq, a predicted model, not a curated record
AUGUCGCGCACAUAUCAUCACACAGGCCCAACACGCUCAUGCACUCCACGGAAGGCCGAUGGAUACUCGCAGACAAAAGAACUCAUAUCGUUGUCUACGGCGAGAGUCGUGCUCGUGUCGGGUAGCUUUCCACAGGCGUUGUAUGACCAGUACCUCAAGCUAAACCACAUCAACGCGACUGAGGUCAAACUUGGACACGGCAUAGUACGGAUCGCAUGGCUAGAACACGACGUUCACGGGAAGCUAAGCCGCAUCGUUCUCUACAUCAACCACCCGGAGUGUUUCAAGAGGUAUCGAGCGCACAUUACCACGAAGGCCCAACAUCGGCAAGCCCUCCGAGAGCGCCUUGUAGAUCUGACGAUGGUCUACUUCAGGCGGCCGGUCUCUCUGCCCGCCUUCCUGUCCACCACGCAGACCUGGCACCAACACUCGACUGGACAGCUCGUUCCGCUGCGCGUGUUUGCCGACUUCCUCGAUGGCGAUGGCGACGAGACAGAGCUGAGGACAGCCCUGACGUGGCCACGAACUCCAUCUGGCUUCGAGUGCCUCCGCGACUGGCUCCAAGGUCGGUCAUUUACCGUUGCAGAGAUCUCAAAGAUUGCCCUCGUAUACAAGGUGCACACCGUCGCCGGUGAGGACUGUCGGAAAUUCUUUCAGAGCGCCGAGAUGGUUGCGCAGUAUGGGCCAAGGGCAGCUACGUUUGAAAAGGCGAUGGAGCGUAUGUGGGACAAGACCGCGCUGAUCGAAGACGACGACGAGGAAGAGGGACCUCCAAGGAAGAGGACCAAAGUGACUGGCGUCAAGGCCGGCCUGUCGAAGGAAGGCUACGAUCGCCAGAUCUACAAGGUGUUCCAGACGAAGCUCGCCACUGGUGACAACAUGGCUAAAGAGAGGCUAGAGAAGAAACGCCAGACAAGUCGUGAUUGGCACGCCGCACAGAAGGCGAAGGUCGAUGCCAUGGAUGAGAAGACACCAUCCAACGAUGCGGUCGACAAGAACAAGAAGUCGACUACGAAGAAGGCACCGAGCAAGUCCCUAGAGUCAGGGCGCCGGUCGAGAGCCCUCCGCGAUCUGAAGAUCGCACAAGGGGAUCCAAAGGCCAUAGAGAGCAAGAGAAAGCAGAGGGAGAAUCAGGCCAAGUGGACUCAGGCCCAGAAGGACAAGGUCAAGGCGUUUGACUUGCAGCAUGCUGAGAAUUAG